This is a messenger RNA of Cornus florida, 1391 nucleotides long. RefSeq names its product peroxidase P7-like. The coding region runs from base 46 to 1011 and encodes 321 amino acids. Gene Ontology annotation, biological process: response to oxidative stress; hydrogen peroxide catabolic process. The record is from RefSeq and is a predicted model, not a curated record. NCBI's taxonomy places the organism in Eukaryota, Viridiplantae, Streptophyta, Magnoliopsida, Cornales, Cornaceae. The transcript is spliced from 4 exons. Gene Ontology annotation, molecular function: peroxidase activity; heme binding.
UUGAUCUCUCUAGCUCUCUCUCUAUUGUUGAAUUGUAAUACAACAAUGGCUUCAUUUUCUUCUUUCAUGGCCAUUGUGACUUUGGCUUUUCUUGUGCUCUUUAUUGGGAGCUCUUCAGCUCAACUCUUAACAAAUUUUUACUCCAAUUCUUGUCCAAAUCUUUUUACCACAGUCAAAUCUGCAGUGCAAUCUGCAAUUUCAAAAGAAGCUAGGAUGGGGGCUUCUCUUCUUCGCUUAUUCUUCCAUGACUGUUUUGUUAAUGGAUGCGAUGGAUCCAUCCUCCUCGACGACACAUCUUCCUUCACCGGAGAGAAGAGGGCAGUCCCGUAUUUGAACUCCGCUAGGGGAUUUGAUGUCGUUGACAAUAUAAAAUCCGUUGUUGAAAAGGCAUGCCCCGGUGUAGUCUCAUGUGCUGAUUUAUUAGCCAUUGCUUCUCGAGACUCUGUUGUUACACUUGGAGGGCCAAGCUGGAAUGUCAAGCUCGGAAGAAGAGAUGCUAGGACAACAAGCCAGUCUGCUGCCAAUAACGGCAUUCCUCCUCCAACUUCUAACCUCAAUAACCUCAUUUCAAGAUUCAAUUCUCUUGGCCUUUCUACCAAGGACAUGGUUGCUUUAGCUGGUUCUCACACCAUUGGACAAGCAAGGGGUACUUCAUUCAGGGCACGCUUGUACAAUGAGACAAACAUUGACGCUUCAUUAGUUCAGACAAGGCAAGGGAAUUGUCCAAGAACCGCAGGCUCAGGGGACAACAAUUUGGCACCUCUUGACCUUCAAUCUCCCACAGCUUUCGACAACAACUAUUACAAGAACCUUGUCAACCGGAGGGGGCUGCUCCACUCCGAUCAACAGUUGUUCAACGGCGGAUCAGCCGAUUCGAUUGUGAGAUCCUAUAGCAACAGCCAGAGCAGCUUCACUUCUGAUUUUGCCGCGGCCAUGGUUAAAAUGGGAGACAUCAGCCCCCUCACCGGAUCGAAUGGAGAGAUAAGGAAGAAUUGCAGGAAGACUAAUUGAUGAUCAAUUAGCUUUGGGAUUGAUAAUAAAAUUGAUUGGUAGCUCUAUUUUGCUUUGAUGAUGAUAGAAAUGUGUGUGUUUUGAAUUGCGUGUUUUGAGGUCCUUUUCCUUCCUUAGGUACCUAUUAAGGGCAUGACCAUGUCAAAGUAGCUCUAUUUUGCUUUGAUGAUGAUAGAAAUGUGUGUGUUUUGAAUUGUGUGUUUUGAGGUACUUUUACUUCCUUAGGUACCUAUUAAGGGCAUGACCAUGUCAAAGGAAGUGUUGUUGAGUUCUGCUGCUUUUUUAGACUUGGUUGAAAAUUCAGAUUUUCAUUGAAAAUCUUAGUAAGAUUUUCUGUGAAAAUCCUAAAUAAACUGAACACUUUUUGUUAGUUAUCAAUA